This is a messenger RNA of Macaca mulatta (Rhesus monkey), 4747 nucleotides long. The record is from RefSeq and is a predicted model, not a curated record. Lineage: Eukaryota; Metazoa; Chordata; Mammalia; Primates; Cercopithecidae.
AGUGGUUAUCAGCCUAGGCUUCUAAUUAGGAUUACAUGGCCAAUUUGCAGAAAUCUCUUUACUUGUGUUUAUGGGCCAGCAAAACUGGGAAAAACACAGGUUCUUUCAUUUACUGGAUAUUUGACAGAAUAUUCUUAUUAGGCCAAACACAGUUACAUUACUGGUGAACUUGUUAGAAAUUCAGAAACUCAGACUUUAUUCCAAAUCUUCUGACAAAAAUAAUCUGCAACACAAGAUCUCCAGUUCAUUAUAUACAUUGAAAUUUGAGAGGUGCCUUCUAACUCAACAUGUCUUUUCCAUCUGAAAAAUAUACACAGCUCAUUUUGUGUGGUGUAAAUACAGCACUCAAAAAUGGACCAUUGACAUUUAUGGAUGUGGCCAUAGAAUUUUCUCUGAAAGAGUGGCAAUGCCUGGACACUGCACAACAGAAUUUAUAUAGAGAUGUGAUGCUAGAGAACUACAGAAACCUGGUGUUUCUCGGUAUUGCUUUCUCUAAGCCGGACCUGAUCACCUAUCUGGAGCAAGGAAAAGAGCCUUGGAAUAUGAAGAGACAUGAGACUGUAGCCAAACCCCUAGUUGUGUGUUCUUAUUUUGCCCAAGACCUUUGGCCAGAGCAGAACGUAAAAAAUUCAUUUCAAAAAGUGAUACUGAGAAGAUAUGGAAAAUGUGGAGAUGAGAAUUUACCACUAAGAAAAGACUGUAAAAGUAUGGAUGAUUGUAAAAUGCACGAAAGAGUUUAUGAGAAACUUAACAAAUGUUUGACAGCUACCCAGAGCAAAACAUUUCUAUGUUAUAAAUCUCUAAAAGUUGUUUAUAAAUUUUCAAAUUCAAAUAGAUGUAAGACAAUACAUCCUAAAAAGAAACCUUUUAAAUGUAGCAAAUGUGACAAAUCAUUUUGCAUGCUUUUACAUCUAAUUCAACAUAAAAUAAUUCAUACUAGAGUGAGUUCCUACAAAUGUGAAGAAUGUGGCAAAGUCUUUAACCGGUCCUCAUACCUUACUACACAUAAGAUAAUUCAUACUGGAGAGAAACCAUACAAAUGUGAAGAAUGUGGCAAGGCUUUUAACCACCCAUCAACCUUUAGUAAACAUAAGAGAAUUCAUAGUGGAGAUAAACCCUACCAAUGUGAAGAAUGUGGAAAAGCUUUUAAGCAGUUAUCAAACCUUAAUAACCAUAAGAGAAUUCAUACUGGAGAGAAACCCUACAAAUGUGAAGAAUGUGGAAAAGCUUUUAAUCACUCCUCAACCCUUAGGAAACAUAAGAUAAUCCAUAGUGGAGAAAAACCCUACAAAUGUGAAGAAUGUGGCAAAGCUUUUAAUCGCUUCUCAAUCCUUAGGAAACAUAAGAUAAUCCACAGUGGAGAAAAACCCUACAAAUGUGAAGAAUGUGGCAAGGCUUUUAACCACCCAUCAACGUGUCAUAAACACAAGAUAAUUCAUAGUGAAGAUAAACCCUACAAAUGUGAAGAAUGUGGAAAAGCUUUUAAGCAGUUAUCAAACCUUAAUAACCAUAAGAGAAUUCAUACUGGAGAGAAACCCUUCAAAUGUGAAGAAUGUGGCAAAGCUUUUAACCAGCUAUCAACCCUUACUAAUCAUAAGAGAAUUCAUACUGAAGAGCAACCCUACAAAUGUGAAGAAUGUGGGAAAGCUUUUAAGCAGUCAUCAACCCUUACCAAACAUAAGAGAAUUCAUAGUGGAGAGAAACCCUUCAAAUGUGAAGAAUGUGGCAAAGGCCUUUGUGACUCCUCAUCCCUUACUAUAUAUAAGAGAAUUCAUAGUGCAGGAAAAUCCUACAAAUGUGAAGAAUGUGGCAAAGGCUUUUGCAACUCCUCAUCCCUUACUACACAUGAGGGAAUUCAUAGUGGGGAAAAACCCUACAAAUGUGAAGAAUGUGGCAAAACUUUUAACCACCCAUCAACUCUUAGUAAACAUAAGAGAAUUCAUAGUGGAGAUAAACCUUACAAAUAUGGAAAAGCUUUUAAGCAGUUGUCAAACCUUAAUAACCAUAAGGGAAUUCAUACUGGAGAGAAACCCUUCAAAUGUGAAGAAUGUGGCAAAGCUUUUAAGCAGCUAUUAACCCUCACUAAACAUAAGAUAAUUCAUACUGGAGAGAAACCCUACAAAUGUGAAGCAUGUGGGAAAGCUUUUAAGCAGUCAUCAACCCUUACCAAACAUAGGAGGAUUCAUAGUGGAGAGAAACCCUUCAAACGUGAAGAAUGUGACAAAGCUUUUAACCAGUUUUCAAACCUAACCACACAUAAGAGAAUUCAUAAUGGAGCAAAGUCCUUCAAAUGUGAAGAAUGUUGCAAAGCUUUUAACCAGUUUUAUAAACUUACUGUACAUAAGAGAAUUCAUACUGGAGAGAAACCCUACAAAUGUGAAGAAUGUGGAAAAGCUUUUAAUCACUCCUCAAUCCUUGGGAAACAUAAGAUAAUCCAUAGUGGGGAAAAACCCUACAAAUGUGAAGAGUGUGGCAAAGCUUUUAAUCGCUCAUCAAUCCUUAGGAAACAUAAGGUAAUCCACAGUGGAGAAAAACCCUACAAAUGUGAAGAAUGUGGCAAGGCUUUUAAUCACCCAUCAACCCUUAGUAAACAUAAGAGAAUUCAUAGUGGAGAUAAACCCUACAAAUGUGAAGAAUGUGGAAAAGCUUUCAAGCAGUUAUCAAACCUUAAUAGCCAUAAGAGAAUUCAUACUGGAGAGAAGCCCUUCAAAUGUGAAACAUGUGGCAAAGCUUUUACCCAGCUAUCAACCCUUAGGAAACAUAAGAUAAUCCAUAGUGGAGAAAAACCCUACAAAUGUGAAGAAUGUGGGAAAGCUUUUAAGCAGUCAUCAACCCUUAUCAAACAUAAGAGAAUUCAUAGUGGAGAGAAACCGUUCAAAUGUGAAGAAUGUGGCAAAGGCUUUUGUGAUUCCUCAUCUCUUAUGACACAUAAGAGAAUUCAUAGUGGAGAGAAACCCUUCAAAUGUGAAGAAUGUGGCAAAGGCCUUUGUGACUCCUCAUCUCUUGCGACACACAAGAGAAUUCAUAGUGGAGAGAAACCCUUCAAAUGUGAAGAAUGUGGCAAAGGUUUUUGUGACUCCUCAUCCCUUACGACACAUAAGAGAGUUCAUAGUGGAGAAAAACCCUACAAAUGUGAAGAAUGUGGCAAAGGUUUUUGCAAGUCCUCAUCCCUUACUACACAUAAGGGAAUUCAUAGUGGGGAAAAACCCUACAAAUGUGAAGAAUGUGGCAAAGCUUUUAACCACCUAUCAACCCUUACUAGACAUAAGAUAAUUCAUAGUGGGGAGAAACCCUACAAAUGUGGAGAAUGUGAGAAAGCUUUUAACCACCCGUCAACCCUUAGUAAACAUAAGAGAAUUCAUAGUGGAGAUAAACCCUACAAAUGUGAAGAAUGUGGAAAAGGUUUUAAGCAGUUGUCAAACCUUAGUAACCAUAAGAGGAUUCAUACUGGAGAGAAACCCUUCAAAUGUGAAGAAUGUGGCAAAGCUUUUAACCAGCUAGCAACCCUUACUAAACAUAAGAGAAUUCAUACUGAAGAGAAACCCUACAAAUGUGAAGAAUGUGGGAAUGCUUUUAAGCAGUCAUCAACCCUUACCAAACAUAAGAGAAUUCAUAGUGGAGAGAAACCCUUCAGAAGUGAAGAAUGUGGCAAUGGCUUUUGUGACUCCUCAUCUCUUGCGACACACAAGAGAAUUCAUAGUGGAGAGAAACCCUUGAAAUGUGAAGAAUGGCAAAAGCUUUUGUGACUCCUCAUCCCUUACUACACAUAAGAGAAUUCAUAGUGGAUAAAAACCUUUCAAAUGUGAAGAAUAUGGCAAAGCUUUUAACCACCCAUCAACCCUUACUAAACAUAACUCAUAGUGGAGAUACACCCUUCGAAUGUGAAGAAUGUGGCAAAGCUUUCAACCAGCCAUCAAACUUUAGUAUACAUAAGAGCCUUCAUACUGUAGAGAAGGCUUACAAAUGUGAAGAAUGUGGAAAAUCUUAUUAACUGUUUCUCAAACCUUACUAGACAUAAGAUAAUUCAUACUGGAGAGCAACCCUACAUAUGGGAAGAAUGUGGCAAAGCCUUUAACUGGUCCUCAAUCCUUAUUACACAUAAGGCAAUUCAUACUGCAGAGAAACCCUACAAAUGUGAACAGUAAGGAAAGGCUUUGGUGUACUCUUAGCCUUUACUUAAGAAUUCAUGCUAAAGAGAAACUCUAUACAAAUCUGAAGAAUGUGGCAAAGGCUUUUGUGAAUCCUCAGCCAGCCCUUGAUAAACAUAAAAUAACUCAUACUGAAGCAUGUAGGAAAGCUUUUUACCAGUACUCAACUCUUACUACCAUAAGCAACUUCACACUGAAGAGAAAUCCUACACUUGUGAUGAAUGUGGAAAAGUUUUUAACUGGUCCUUAAACCUUACAAAACAUGAGAUAAUGCAUAGUGAAUGGAAACUCUACUAAUGGUAGUGUGGCAAAGCCUUUAAUGUAUUAUUAACCUUUACUAAACAUAAGGUAAUUCAUACUGGAGAGAAUUCCAACAAAUAUGAAAAAUGUGAUGAAGAUUUUAACAGGUUCUCAACACUUACUACACACAGUUCAUACUGGAGAGAAACCCUACUAGCACGAAUAAUGUGGCAAAGCCUUUUACGAGUCCUCAGUUCAUAGCAGACAUAAAAUAAUUUAUAUUGGAGAAAAACUCUAUGAACCCAAAAGAUGGGACAAUGCUUUUAACAACACGUCAAACUUUUUUUUUUUUUUUUUUU